AUGGCCUCACCGAGUGGAGCUGCAUCGUACAAGAAGAAGGAUGGCACUCUCGCUCUUUCGCAAGAUGAACAGACGCUCACAUGGACCCCGGCAGCUGCAGGGCAGCCGGGUGUCAAUAUUUCUGUCUCUGGAAUUACCAACUUAAAACAAACCCCGGCCACAAAUCCUAAAGUGAUGCUCAAGAUCUUUGCCCUUGCUCCGAAUGCACCGCCUGCCAGUGAGCCGGACCAAUAUGUAUUUCUGUUCACGGCCGGCCCAGACCUAGCGCGCACUCAGGCCGACGCCAUCAAGAACGCAUUGAGCGCAAGAAUGAGUGCAGGAAAAGCGACCACCCCAGCACAAACACCUGUCCCGGGUGCUGUUGGUGCCGGAGGCUUAUCCGCUGCCAUGGCGAUUGCCAAUGCCGUCUCCUCGGCGAGUUCAUCGAAGAACCCGUGGGAUGAUGAUAACAAGCUGAAGGGGGAUGUCGAAUUGCAACAGUCUUUGCUAAAGGCUGACCCGUCACUGCAGCGAAUGUUCAUGGAAUCUAUUCAGACCAAGCCCGACAGCUUGACCUCUGCCCAGUUCAUGUCACAAUUCUGGUCGACGCGACUACAUCUUCUACGAGCGCAUGCGAUUGAGCGCGCACAGACUCGCGGCUCUUACAACGUGCUUUCAUCCCUCAAGCCUCGCGUCGAAGAGAACGUGACCCGAUUGAAUAUCAGCAAGGAGCAGAUCUCGCUGAUCUUCUCACAACACCCGCUCGUCAAGCGAGUGUACGACGAGAAUGUUCCGAAACUAAGCGAGCAGCAGUUCUGGUCCCGGUUCUUCCAAAGUCGACUGUUCAAGAAGCUGCGUGGGGAGCGUAUCUCUGAGACAGAUGCGACAGAUGCGAUCUUGGAUAAGUAUCUUCGGGAAGAAAAUACGGCUUCUGCUCGCAACGCUUACGUGCCACACUUUAUGGACUUGGCUGGAAAUGAAGUCCACCAUAGUCAACGCCAGGGUAACAGGCCGGACAUGGAUAUGCGGCCCUCGGGUGCCGACAAGGUACCCAUCAUUCGGACUUUGAAUAGCUUGAGCGAGAAGAUCAUGUCCAAUGUUGCCCCGGCCGAUGGAGAUGUGACCGCGCCGAUUGGCAUAGAUGAGGAGACCUGGCAGAGCAUGCAACUUCGGGAUUUGCAGGGCGAUGAAGAGCAGACUCGUGUCACUCUGAAUAUUCGCGAUCAAAAUCGAUUUUUCUCCCAGACCCAGGAGGACGAGCAAGCUCGCGCUUUCGCCAAGCGGGAUCCGGAGCAGGUGCUCAAAACACUUCGAUCUGAUAUUGCACAGAACUUACCCCUCGGAGGCGAUGCUCCACUUCAGAAGCUGGUUGACCCAGGCGAUGAUGAAGACGAGGAGAUGGAGGACGCACCGGCCAGUCAGCGACCCGUUGGUUCGUCCGCCGCCCUCCAUGACGCAUUUGCUCAAAUUCUGGGCGCUGUUCGCGAGCAGCGAGAGCAGACGAAUGAAAAAGCUGCUUCCGACACCUUUGGUCUAUCGCCUGGUCUUUACGACCGGUUGACCUUGACUCAUGCGACGUCAACCGAGUUCCUUCACCAAUUCUGGCACGCUUUUCUUUCUGGCAACCCCGAGCGUGCGGGUGAAGUACAGUCGCUUUCUGAGUCUCUAAGUCGCGCCAUGGAGCGCAUUAAAGCCGUUGCCAAUGACGCCGAAGCUGAGCGGCAGGUGGAGGUGGAUCGAAGAAAACAUGCGGCGCGCGAAUACUACGAAAAGACUAAGCGCAAGCCUCGAUUAAAUUUGGACGACAUUGAAGGUGGCGAGAAAGUGGUGCAUCAGCUGCUGGGUCCAACUAUUCGAGCCUUGGAGGUUGCACUGAAUCGAUACAGAAGCGCCCUGGAAGCGGAAAAGGCGGAAGUAGCUCGAGAAGCAAGUACGCCAGCUAAUUAG
This is a messenger RNA of Penicillium diatomitis, 1926 nucleotides long. RefSeq names its product TFIIH subunit TFB1 family protein. NCBI's taxonomy places the organism in Eukaryota, Fungi, Ascomycota, Eurotiomycetes, Eurotiales, Aspergillaceae. The record is from RefSeq and is a predicted model, not a curated record. Gene Ontology annotation, biological process: nucleotide-excision repair; transcription by RNA polymerase I; transcription by RNA polymerase II. Gene Ontology annotation, cellular component: transcription factor TFIIH core complex; transcription factor TFIIH holo complex. The transcript is spliced from 2 exons. The coding region runs from base 1 to 1926 and encodes 641 amino acids.